Benincasa hispida (wax gourd) is the source of this 1858-nucleotide messenger RNA. RefSeq names its product histidine-tRNA ligase. NCBI's taxonomy places the organism in Eukaryota, Viridiplantae, Streptophyta, Magnoliopsida, Cucurbitales, Cucurbitaceae. The record is from RefSeq and is a predicted model, not a curated record.
UAUGAAAACUAUUUUACCGCAUAAUCGAAUCGGAACCAGACGAACAGCCGAUCAAACACACACAAAACAAAACCUUCUUCUUCACUUCACAAUUCCAAAUCAAAAUUCCCUUCUUCCUUUUUCCCUCUUAUCUCUCUCAAAAUCUCUUCCUUUUAAUCAAACCUUCCCUCCAAUUUUUUCCUCUUCUCCUUCAAUCCGAUUCAGCGGAUAAUGCUCUUUGCAUCUGAAAGUUAUCUGGUUUCGCCAUUCAACUUGUAUUUGAUGCACUGAACUGCCUGCCUUAGUGUCCCAUACUAUCCAUCUCCAGUAAUUUGUAUUCAGAAUCUGUAGUGGAGGAAGAGUGCUGGAUAGUCUUUAAAAAUGUCGAGUGGAUCGAUGAGAAGAGUCUCACGCCAAGAUAUUCAGUUGGUGCAAAAUCUGAUUGAACGAUGCCUUCAGCUAUACAUGAACCAAAAGGAAGUUGUGGAUACACUGCUGAAUCAAGCAAAAAUCGAGCCGAGUUUUACAGAACUUGUUUGGCAAAAACUUGAAGAAGAGAAUCGUGAAUUCUUCAGGGAGUAUUAUCUGAGAUUAAUGGUGAAGCGCCAGAUAGUUGAAUUCAACAGGUUGCUUGAGCAACAAGUUCGGAUGAUGCAAAUACAGGAAACUGGAGUUACUCCAUUGCCUACUGCCAAUGGAUCACUCGUCCAACAAAUGCACCCGAAUCCAACAUAUUCAGUAUCUUCACUUAAGCAGAAUAAUGUGCAGCAUCCUUUUGGUAACAGCAUGCCAAACAAUGCAUUUCUCAAUGGUGCCAUGUCCUUGCAUUCGAGAAUGCAUCCGACAGUUGACAUGUCUGCACAUGCAAGUAGGAUCGAAGCACCACAGUCUAUACUACCAACCCAAAGCUCAAACAUAGGGUUGAAUGGUAGGACAAUAAAAUCUGAAACUGGAUAUUCAAGCAAUUCCUCUUAUAUGUAUGGGGGUGUCGAUGGCAAUGUAGUGGAAGCACGCCAAACAAUAGGGGAUGUAUCGGUGGCUCCUUUCUCUGGCAUGGAGUCCAGUGCUCAACCCAUGAAUGAACCACUCCUGGAACCUGACACUUCCUCAUUUGGAUUUCUUGGUCAGAUUCCUCGGAAUUUCAGCCUAUCAGAUCUAACAGCAGACUUUUCGCAGAGUUCAGAUAUACUGGAGAGCUAUGCUAGAUCUCCUUUUCUCGCUACAGAAGCUGAGAACUUCAUGGAUAUUCGCGAAAGAGAACAUCAAGAAGACAAUAAAAGGUCGUUGGAUACCAUAUCAGAAGGCUUGAGUUAUGAGGACUUCGGAAGUGACUCAUGAGUCUUAUUUCCUGUUUGGUUAGAUUAAGAUCUUUAUUUUCUUUUGGAGGAAAUGGGGUUUGACUGAUAAUGUUUGGGUAGUUUCAAACUUUGAAAUGCAUCAGAUUUGGGGGUUUUUUUUCCCUUUCAAAAAAGAAGAGGAAGAAAAGCACAAACUUCUGAUUAUACUGACAUCACAACAUGUAGUGGUAAAGCUUUGGUUCGAUUCCAGAAAUGUAUGUAAAGUCAUCAUUUUCUUUUUCUCAAGUUUCUCGUUUGGUCUCAAUUGAUUUUCUUUUGAUAGGAUUUGUACCUGGCUUGGUUCGUGUUUUUUUUUUUUUUUUAAUAAUAAAAAUCUUUGGUCGAAAUUAAAUGUAACAAUGUUUAGAUGACAUUGUAUCCAAAGUAUCUUAGAUUAGACACAUUUUCGUUUGUUUGGUUUAGUUUAGGGUUUGAAUGAAGCAAAUAGUUUGGUGCCCUUCUUUUAAUUUCAAGUAACUUGAAUAUCAGAGAUUCUUUUUAGUUAGAGAAAUACUUUUAAUUCUCAAGUCAACUAUUUUAUA